ACGAAAAAUUCAGCUUUUUUACGUGCCUUGAGCACGAAUGUCUAUUUUGUGUCCCUCGCACAAAUUUCUGUAUUUCGUGUCCGUGGCACGACUUUCAUUUUUGUGUCGUUUUAUGUAUUGUUUACUCAUUGUUUUUUUUCCUAUUUUCUUACCAUUGUCGCUUGGGGUUAGAAUCACUUUCUGUUACAUUUUUAGACAUCCAAACCCCGACUCUAACCCCAACUCCAGGCGGGAAUAAGCGGAAGAAAAACACGUAGAAACCAAUACAUAAAAGUACAUCCUAACCAAAACCCCAAAUCUAACCCCAAGCCAAGCGACAAUGAUUUCAAAAUAGAAAAAAAUACGACGUUUGUGCUUAAGGCACAUAAAAAGCAGAAUUUCGUGCCAUGGACACAAAUACAUUAAUCAAAUUUUUCGUGAAUAUAACACAACUUUCCGUGCGAUCAGUCUGCAUUUUACACUGCAGGUUCCAACUACAAUACGAGGUAAAAUAUCAUAGCAAUAAUAAGCCAUGCAUAUAUUAACCUUAAAUAAUUACUUCUCAGUCUCUUUAUUUGCAGUACAGUUUUUGCAGUACUGUAUAACACGUGUAAGCACUGUUUAUUCAGCAGUUUAACUAAGUUAUGAAUAGAAGUAGUUCUGUUUUCACCCGUCUGUUAAUUAGAUUCACAUCACACUGUUUUGUUGUGUCAAUUAUGUGGCUUUUUUUAGCAAACACAGAGGAUGUUUGAACGAUCCUAUAAGAUUUAGGGUAUUGCAGACAGAGAAGUUGUAAAUCCUUUGACAAGUUUUCUUCCUCAUAUAUCGAGCCGUAUUUGCAUGCUAAUAUGCACUACAUGCUCUUUGUUAUUUUUGCCCUAUAAGUAUCUGAUGUGUUUCUACCUGAGAAAAGUCUCUGAUCUCUUCUAGGUAGAAGUGUGUGUUGUGUGUUUCAUCUGUUUGUGCUGCUGUGAUCAUGGCAAGAGUUGUGGUGAUGUUGUUCUUCAGUACAGUUAUAUGGAAUUGUCCAACCACAUCAGCUUUACAAAAUGUUACCAGUGUGACUUUACAAAGUACUGUUUCUUCAACUGUUUAUUUUACAUCGAUGUCUCCAUCUUUCGUCAUUCCCAUUACCGGUCUACGCUGCGAGUAUUCAUGGACAAAAAGGACACUGGUUUUAAUUUGGGAUGAUCCCAAUGCUAUGCUGUCUGAAUAUGAGGUGCAGGUGAAUGGAUACAGCCCCAAAAUCAUCAAUGAAACCAUGUAUCAGAUUUAUCCUCUAUCAGCUGAGCAGUAUGACAUCAAUGUUACAUCAAUUACUGGAGGCAGGAGAAGCAAACCCGUGUCAAUCAAGUGUGAAACCAAAUUUAAAGUCAUUGUAGGAUCUGUAGUAGCUGUUGUCAUCGUCCUAUUCAUAAUAUUUAUGCUUGUUGGCCGUGAAAUCUGCAUCAGAAUCAGACCUAGCAAGAGCAGGUCCUCAGGGGAACUGGUAGGCCAAACUAGGCCUCCUAACCAGAAAAUGGACCGGAUUUAUAUAAACACUUGUGCUGUAAACAUACAAGAAAAUCAAAAUCCAGAAUCAGAUGUUAUAGACAUAUCAACUUUGGGAAAUCAACCAUAUCAAGCUCUAGAUGUGACAAUGCGUGAAAAUGCACCGUAUGAGAUCUGCCACUCAUCUCAGAAAGUCAACAGAGCGUCAGAUACCUCUGAAAUUUACGAGAAUAACCAAUGAAGAAAAAUUAACUGGUUUACUUUGAUUAUUCUUAUAACUUUGCUUUGAUUAUUAUUAAAUAAGUCAUGGAGUCAUCAUGUAUAAUACACAGUGUGUUUGUUUUGAGAAUGCUUGCUAACAAAAUAAUACUAUUAGUAUGCUGUAAAAAAAUUCUGUAGAAAUUACAGUAUUACUGGGUAUUACUGGCAACUAGCUGCCAGUAAUUUACUGUAGAUUUUACAUUUAUGUUAUUUACUGGCAACAGUUUGUUUAAAGUUAAAUGAACAUGAAACAUUUUCAGUCAUUAUCUUCUACAGUAAGUUACUGGCAACCAGCUGCAUAAUUACAGCAAAUUUUUUACUGUGGACCUUAUUAUGAUUUCUAUGUCUUUACAUGUGCAUGACAUCCACUUAUUAUUUUGGAAAUAAACAUUUCAUUUUUUUAAGUUCAUCUAUUAAUUCUUUAUUAUUUCAGUCUCGCAUAAAAACAUCUGGUUACUACUUUAGUUUAUUGACAUUUGUACCAUGGAGUUUUUUUAUAUUAAGCUAGCUUUCUAUUUUAUAUGUAGCCUAUAUGUAUACGUAUAUGACCACAAAACCAGUUGUAAGUCGCAUGGGUAGUAUUACGGAAAACAAAUACAUUGCAUGGAAGAAAAAACCUAAUAAGGAAAUAAAACUUAUGAAAGCAGGUUUGUGACCUGGUCAUCUUUUUAGUAUGAGGCUAAUCCAGUAGUAAUACACCAACACAUGAUAGUUACCAGGAGAUGAGAGGGAAAGCA
Messenger RNA from Misgurnus anguillicaudatus (oriental weatherfish), 2468 nucleotides. RefSeq lists its product as uncharacterized. The record is from RefSeq and is a predicted model, not a curated record. NCBI's taxonomy places the organism in Eukaryota, Metazoa, Chordata, Actinopteri, Cypriniformes, Cobitidae. Gene Ontology annotation, molecular function: protein binding.